This is a messenger RNA of Tremella mesenterica DSM 1558, 1587 nucleotides long. RefSeq lists its product as uncharacterized. The record is from RefSeq and is a predicted model, not a curated record. Gene Ontology annotation, molecular function: aspartic-type endopeptidase activity. Lineage: Eukaryota; Fungi; Basidiomycota; Tremellomycetes; Tremellales; Tremellaceae. Gene Ontology annotation, biological process: proteolysis. The transcript is spliced from 6 exons. Bases 1 to 1383 code for a protein of 460 amino acids.
AUGCGUAUAUCUUUGAUACCUAACAAAAGACAAUAUGAUGAAGAUUUAGAGAUUAGAAAAGCUUGGUUGAAAGGACAAGCUAGGGAUAUGAGAAGAAAAUAUUCUGCUCAAUUGGGUGAAAAAGGGAAAGAGUUGAGAAAGAAAGAUUUAAAAGAAAUGGAAUUGUUGAAAAGAAAAAGAUCUACUGGAGAGGUAUCGUUAACAGAUGUCGGGAUAGAUGCAUCAUAUUCUGGUCAAGUAUCAAUAGGUACACCAGCGCAAGACUUCCUUGUCAUUCUUGAUACUGGUUCUGCUGAUUUAUGGGUGGCAGGAGCAGGAUGUGAUUCUUCCGAAUGUCAAGGAACAGCUUUAUUCGAUACUACUUCAUCUUCUACUUUCUCAUCGACAAGUCAACAAUUUCAAAUAUCUUAUGGAUCCGGUGACGCAGAAGGGACUUUGGCGUCGGAUACCGUCACAUUUGGAGGUUUUAGCGUCACUGGACAAACUUUCGCCGUUGUGAAUGAAACCACCUCAUCACUAAUCAGUGCACCUCUGUCCGGUCUGAUGGGUCUGGCAUGGAAGUCUAUAGCCCAAUCACAAGCAACACCGAUGUGGCAAGCUUUGGCUGCUUCUGGUAGUCUCAGCAGUCCUGAAAUGGCAUUCUACCUUCAACGGUAUCGUGGAGAUUCAUCUGCGGCUCAAGUUGAAAGUUCAGGUGGGGAGUUUACCCUUGGCGGUCUAGAUUCAUCCAAAUUCACUGGCAGCAUGAACUACAUCUCCAUUUCUGCCGACGACGAAGAUUACUGGCGUAUCCCCGUUCAAGGUCUAACAGUCGACGGAACAUCCAUCUCCACUUCUUCCGCCCAAGCUGCCAUCGAUACCGGUACAACCCUAAUCGGUGUUCCUUCUUCCGUCGUUACAGCCAUCUACUCUCAGAUACCCAACGCCGAGGCAAUGUCCGCUGCAUCAGGUUACCAAGGUUACUAUCAAUACCCUUGUUCAUCAAAUAUCAACGUCACUCUCUCCUUUGGUGGUAAAAAUUACGCAAUGAGUAAUGCCGAUAUGAAUCUCGGUUCCUUCACUCGAGAUCAAAGUAUGUGUACCGGAGCGUUUUUCGAAAUGGAUUUCUCAAGUGGUUCACCAAUACAAUGGAUCAUGGGAGCCAGUUUCCUCAAGAAUGUUUACACCAGUUUCAGAUAUAGCCCCGCCGCUGUUGGAUUUGCCGCCUUAUCCGGGAAUGCUGAGAGUGUCACGAAUGGGACUUCGGGAAGUACGACCAGUGGUGGGACCGGUGGAUCGGGAGGAUCACCUUCGAUGAGUGGGGCUCUGAAGUUGAACACGGGAUUAGGAGGAUGGGUUGGGUUGGUUUUGUGUCUUGGAGUAAUCUACAAUGUCCUUUUAUAGACAAAAUUGGAGGGGAUGUGAAUGGGGAGGGUCGAACGAAGAGACAUAUCUACUACACAUCUACAUAGAAGGGAGGAAGUGGGUGACGGAUAAUAAAGGCAGAAUAGAAGGUCAUCUGGUCUGUCGGGAAAGAUCAAAAAAUUAUCAAAAUAGCAUUUGAUAAAUCUUGUUGUAUAACAUUGCAAUGCAAGUUAAUGCAGGCUG